AAAAGGGGGGUUAAUUAGUUGGCUUUGGUUAGUUAUACUGUCUUAUUGCUAGCAGCCAAUGUUCCUCCUCUUUGUUCUCACGGUGGCGCUGGCUGUUGUGGCCACCACUUGUUGGCCCCAUCUACUCAACAAAUGGUGUCAGAGCCUCAGAAGAAGCUGCACCGAGGAAGUUGAAUGCGUGGUUUGCCUAAGCAAGGUAUCCAGAAGUGAAAAACUCCGGUCGCUGCCUACCUGUCGCCAUACCUAUCACCAUAGCUGCAUCGAGAAUUGGCUUAAAGUGCGUCCAACUUGCCCACUUUGCCGGAUUCAUGUUCCCCCUCGUCGCAACUUUCUCUUAACCCUUUUGCUUUAUCUUGUUCAGCGUAUUGGAAAAUGGCUGCAGAAAUACCCUCUAACCUCUGAGAUCCAGUCGGCAGUAUGGGAGAGUCUGGGUUAUAUUUCUUGAAGAGAAUUCUCUCGUCGCCGGCGGAAAUGUGACUCCGUUCACCGGAAUUGAAACCUGAAGUUGUCAUCUCUUUCUCCGGAGAUCAGAACUUGGCUCAGCUUCGAAAGCCUAGUUGGUUCCGGUCAAGCUCAACAUACAGACCUACCAACUGCUGCCUUUAACAAAUUUUCAUUGGCCUAGGCUUUUAGGCACUUUCUUCUUGACUUGGUUGUUUGUUCUUUUCUUUUUUUCAUUUUUUCAUUUUUUUUUGAAUCAUUUAUUGAUCUCCUUUUUUUAUCUGAUCUUGAUUUUUUUUAUAAAAAAUAUUAUUUUGAAAAAUGUAAAUUAGAAUGAUAUAUCUAUAUAUUUUUCAAUUUUUAGUAUUAGAUCUAUUGAUGUGUCAUUGACUGAAUCAAUUUGUCUGUGUACUUGAUCUAAUCAAGACAUCAAUAUUACUACGGAAAAUAUAAUUAGGAUAUUGUUUACACCUAUUUUUGCAAAAAAAUAGAGUGGUGCCAUGUGUCAUUCAUGUUAACAAGAAUUUCAUUGAUUGAAAGCAGUUUGAGUAAAUCUCUCUGGAUAAAGUUGAGUGGUUAUUUCCCACAACUACAGCAAAGCCGUUAGUUUGUUGCGAACUUCCAGAAGGAUAAUUAGCAACACAAAUAGACUAAUUUGUUUGUUUCAGAUAUCACGCUGCCAUUGGUUUUUCAAGAUUGCUCUGCAAAUCUCCAAGCAUGCUGCCAAGGGGUGUUUAUUGCUAUAAGUAUGUAGAGAAGAAACGAAGUGAAGAAGACCAGCCUCUCACACAACUAGCCCAGCGCUAUCUAAAUU
Rubroshorea leprosula is the source of this 1255-nucleotide messenger RNA. The record is from the annotation of a GenBank genome assembly. NCBI's taxonomy places the organism in Eukaryota, Viridiplantae, Streptophyta, Magnoliopsida, Malvales, Dipterocarpaceae.